Nicotiana attenuata is the source of this 1597-nucleotide messenger RNA. RefSeq names its product ADP-ribosylation factor-like protein 2. The transcript has 6 exons. Gene Ontology annotation, molecular function: GTP binding; GTPase activity. Gene Ontology annotation, cellular component: cytoplasm; microtubule cytoskeleton. Gene Ontology annotation, biological process: protein folding. Lineage: Eukaryota; Viridiplantae; Streptophyta; Magnoliopsida; Solanales; Solanaceae. The record is from RefSeq and is a predicted model, not a curated record. The coding region runs from base 924 to 1481 and encodes 185 amino acids.
UUAAAAUAACCCAAAGAGAACCCCUCAUCUGAUCUUCAUCUACACACCCAAAACCGAAAAAAAAAGAACCGUAUAGAACAGAAACCUUAUUUCUCUUGAACAAAACCAGCGGUCACCCUCAAAAUUCAAAGACCCCUCUUCUUCUUCUUCAGAUUCUAACCUAGAGACCUAAGAAGAAAACCCAACAUAGACACAAAAAAGAAAACGAAAAAGGCUAUCCCUAAGAGCUGAGCGGCGGACAUAGACAGAAAAGAAGAGCAAACCCCCCAUUUUCGGCGAGCUCUCAUCCUCUCAAACUUGAGAGACGCAUAGCCGCCCCAUCCUCUCCGGUUUAGCUUUUCCCAUGACUGCUGCCAUCGGAGGUGAUGACUGGCGACGGCCAUGACUGCUUCACCACCAUUAUUUUCGUUCGCUUCACCUCUAACCUGUAGAUCUAGCCGGAAAUGUCCAAGUUUCGGCGAUUCCUAGUCCCUCGAGACCCUACUCGGUUUGUUCGUUGUUGUUGACGUUCGCCGUCGAUCUGUUUCGCUCUAUUCUCCCUUAAGACGGUGCUCGUCGUGGCAGUAGCGUCGUUGUUCGGUGACUUUAUUUGCUGGCCAGAUUUCUUUUUGUUUUUCUUGCCGGAAAAUCUCUUCUGGCGAACUCCGUUAGUCUCAGUUGAAAACACCCUCCAAACUUCAGCUUUGAAUCACCCCCAAGUGGCGUUAAACCAGUCAAAACAACCCCUUUUUUCGUAACUCUACGGCAUCUUGCGUCGAGCUUUUCGAGUCGUGGUUCUGUCGGUCUUGCUCGCAUUUUUUCAGUGUUUGUCGUCGGGUUCUAUUUGCUAGUUGAACGACUUUGUUGGUGUAUCAAGCUUUGUUUCGAAGGUCCUUUAUAAAUACACAGAAGAGUUUUCACAGAGGAAACUAGGAGCAAACACGAUGGGACUUCUCAGCAUUAUUCGAAAGAUCAAGCGAAAAGAAAAGGAAAUGCGCAUCCUUAUGGUGGGUCUUGACAACUCUGGUAAAACAACCAUAGUUUUGAAAAUAAAUGGGGAAGACACAAGUGUCAUCAGUCCGACUCUUGGCUUCAACAUCAAAACUAUCACGUAUCAGAAGUAUACCCUCAAUAUUUGGGAUGUCGGGGGUCAGAAAACGAUUCGUUCUUAUUGGAGAAACUACUUUGAGCAAACUGAUGGCUUGGUGUGGGUUGUGGAUAGUUCUGAUCUGAGAAGGCUAGAUGACUGCAGAUACGAGCUACAUAAUCUUCUGAAAGAAGAGAGGCUAUCAGGAGCAUCGUUAUUGAUAUUUGCAAAUAAGCAGGACAUACAAGGCGCUCUUUCUCCGGAUGAAAUAGCAAAAGUGCUUAACCUGGAGGCCAUGGAUAAUAGCCGGCACUGGAGAAUCGUGGGAUGUAGUGCAUACACCGGAGAUGGACUACUUGACGGAUUUGAUUGGCUGGUACAAGACAUUGCAUCACGGAUCUAUAUGCUUGAUUGAUUAAAGAUUACAUUAAGAUUUUGAUUCAUUCAAGAUAACCUUUCUAAACACUAUUUUAUGUACCAUUUGGAGUACAUUUGUGGAUAUAAAGAUCAAAUUUCUGUCUGAGGACAUUU